Messenger RNA from Aedes albopictus (Asian tiger mosquito), 8349 nucleotides. RefSeq lists its product as uncharacterized. Lineage: Eukaryota; Metazoa; Arthropoda; Insecta; Diptera; Culicidae. The transcript has 2 exons. Bases 5927 to 7105 code for a protein of 392 amino acids. The record is from RefSeq and is a predicted model, not a curated record.
UUCGCUUCUGCGCGGUAGUGACUCUGAAUGUAAGGAAUGCGUUUAAUAGCGCUAGCUGGUCUGCUAUUGUCGAUGCGCUCUUGCGUCUGGGGAUACCGGAGUACCUGUACAAGAUUCUCGGAAGUUACUUUCAGAAUCGUGUACUAGUCUACGACACAGAGGUGGGUCGGAAGUGCUUUCACAUAACCUCAGGAGUCCCGCAAGGUUCCAUCCUGGGUCCGGUGUUAUGGAAUGUCAUGUACGACGAGGUGUUGAGAUUAGAGUACCCAGUGGGAGUGGAGAUUGUCGGAUUUGCCGACGACAUUACGCUCGAAGUCUACGGUGAAACGAUCGAGGAGGUGAAGUUGACUACCGACCACUUGAUCAAGGUUGUGGAGGCGUGUGUGCGAUCCAGGAAACUGGAGCUGGCUCACCACAAGACAGAGGUGACGGUUGUUAGCAACCGGAAGUCGGAGCAGCAGACGGAGAUCAGUGUAAAAGAGUACACUAUCCUGUCAAAGCGCUCCGUCAAACACUUGGGCGUGAUGAUCGACGAUAAGCUUACCUUCGGUAGCCACGUCGAUUAUGCCUGUAAAAGAGCCUCCACAGCUAUUGCGGCACUGUCCCGGAUGAUGUCCAAUAGCUCUGCGGUGUACGCCAGUAAGCGCAAGCUUCUGGCUAGUGAUGCUACGUCCAUACUAAGGUAUGGUGGCCCGGCGUGGGGCACCGCGCUAAGUACCAAAUGCUACCGACGGUAGCUGGAAAGCACUUACAGGCUUAUGUGCCCGAAGGUUGCGAGCGCGUACCGUACCGUGUCACACGACGCUCUCUGCAGCAGGUCAGAUCGGGUUGCACGUGGGCAUCAGUUCUUGAUGUCUGCAAAGCAGUUGGGCGGGGUUGACCCUGCCCGCCUUCCGAGGACAAAGGGAGUGGCGAGGACCACUCGGGAAACUGGCUAAGCGCCAGCAUGUUACCGUGAUGGACUCUCCAGAGCGAGUCAUCGAUGUUCGUUGCUGCUAGGCUACGCAGCUAACCUUGAGGGUGCGAUGUGCACUAGCCCCUCUCUGAAACAAUACCUUCUUGGUGGUUCCGGAGAGACGUAGGGUUUGGCGACCAUAGGAAAUGGUUUAGUGGGUACGAGGAGAGAGUAGCCCUGGCUAUUACUUUUGUUGUAGAAGACGGCCUCAGACCUACACUACCCUAACCUUCUGUUAGGGUGUCUGUUGAGCAGAUUAUCCCCCUAUGGUUUAGAAGAAAAAAAAAGUAUCUAAAACAUCUAUUGUACUUUUCACGGAAAGGCGAAACCGUAAUGGCGUUCGAUCUUUGCGUCUUUUUGAUUCUGAUAACGAUGUGACAGAAUAGGUUAAGUACGUUGGAGUUAUUCUUGAAUCCAAGCUUUCCUGAACAUCUCAGAUUGAGUUCAGAAUCAAGAAAACUUAUAUGGCCUUCGGCUAAUGUCGGCGUACCUUUGGUACAACGUGGGGUCUAAAACCAAAGUAUAUAACUUGGGGUCUAAAACCCAAGUAUAUCAAAUAUUGACCUAUAGAUGUCAUGUGUGGUGGCAAAAGGGCGAAAUGAGAACUCUUCAACUCCCACGGCAGCGCUCGAAGUUUUCUCUGACGUUGCUCCACUACACAUUCAUCUCAAACAUAAAGCACUUGCACUUACCGCCUAUGAGUAAUCGGUUUACUAGAGGAAACUCUUGUGAAAUGCAGUUCAAUACACACCUCGUUGUUUCCACUUUUGGUGAAUUGGGACAAAGCUGUCCCGGGAAGAGUGGACAUCUGGUUAUCUGGAGAGAAGUAUUUUAGACGGCAUCGUAUGUUACACUGAUGGUUCCCUUCUCGAAGGUCGAGCAGGUGCUGGUGUUUAUUCUCGUGAGCAACGGCUGUAUCAGUUUUACUCCCUUGGUAGACACUGCACCGUUUUUCAGGCUGAAAUCUUUGCUCUUAUAUGCGGAGUGCAACCAGCACUUCAGCAGCACGAAAUCGGCAAAGCAAUAUACUUCUUUUCAGAUAGCCAGGCUGCUAUUAAAGCACUUGCCUCGGUCAACUCCAGGUCAAAGAUAGUUAUCGCUUGUCGAACUCAAAUCGAGGAGCUGAAUUCAGCAAACGCAGUUCACCUUGUAUGGGUACCUGGCCGUUAUUCCAUCGCUGGAAAUGUAUUGGCUGAUGAGUUAGCUCGCACUGGAGCAUCACAUGACUUCAUUGGCCCUGAGCCAGCUAUUCCGAUAUCGAAGUGUUGGGUAAAACUUCAGAUUCACACCUGGGCUGCCACUCAACACAGACAACACUGGAAAAGUUUGGAGUCAUAUCGUCUAACCAAAUUGUAUUGUCCGGAGCCAUCUCCAAGGGUGGCGAAGUAUCUUACAAAUCUGUCAAAGCAGAAUUGCAGCAUGCUGGUCAAAGCAUUGACUGGCCACUGCCAACUCAGCUAUCACAUGGCGAAUAUUCAGCAAGCUGAUUCAAUUUUAUGUAAUAGCUGUGAAUCCGAUUAUGGAACUUCGUAUCAUUUGCAACUGUCCAACUUUUUGCGCAACUGCGUUUCUGAGUAUUCGGUAAACACUUAUUAAGUGAAACUGACUUCAGAAACCUGAAUCUUCAGGAUGUUCUGUUCUUCUUAACCCGCUGUGGUCAAGAGCUAUAGACUCUCUUUCGCUUUAUGCGUUAUUACAGUGCCCUUUUCAGAACGCUGCUUGAACCAAUUGUGGCACGCUUAUGCGAUACUACCUUCUUCCAGGGUUUUUUCUUAUUUCCCUAUCUGUCCUUAUUCCCAUUCUUAUCCUUAUUUCCUUUCUUCCCCUCAGGUAGAUGAUGAAAUAGGCUUUUAUUAUGGCGAUGGCACGAAUGUCCCAAACGGAGGAUAACGUGCCUCUGGAGCCGUCCUUCUGAUACCUGAUAUCACCCAAAUCGUAACCUUAUUGCCAAGAUUAUCGCAACAUCUCGCGGGUGGCAUCCAAAACAACGAUCAUGACUUUGAUAACAAAUCUUUAUUAUAAUGAUCAUUACCUUCAUCACCUUCAGUGGCCCAUAAUUCGUGAACCUGUUCCAAGCCAUGUGUCCCUUCCACCGACGACAGCAUCUUCGUCUGCGAAUCACAGAGAAAAAAAAUCGCGUAGGUCAUGCACCGACCACGAAGGUAUAAGCAGCACCGCUGCGCGGAGCGCCCAAAGUUCCUGUUCAAUUCAACUCGCCACUUCAUCAGCGAUUUUUUUCGGACUGUCCCAACUUACACACAUGACUGCCCUCACCAACACCGAUUCCGUAACGGUUUAUUUCUUUAUUGGGCAUCGAAUUCGCAAGGAAAAAGUUUAAAACUUCCAACCUCAGUGCGCUUUUUAUUGUUACCCCUCGCUCGAGCCCCGGGCCAGACGGUUCCCAGCAAUAAUCGGCUGACCGGCUGGUAGACGUUAAAUUCGCGAAUUUCUUUUUCCACCGGCUCUGCCGGAAUUGACCGAGAAACCGAACGUGUGCGCGCGCGCACACCACCUUCGUCAUCUCGUUGUCGUUGUCUCGAUGGACCAUGCCAGUGAGCUCAUAGAUCAUAUCUGGGUGGUUUUCCGCGCUGCCGCGCCAGUUCAGCGCAGACUCUUGGCCUUCAAGCCUCUUUUCGUAGCCACGAAGAUUUGGGUAGGUAGCACCCGGCAACAGCGUUGAUCGGCUGAUUUUUACCAGGGAGGUGGUCCACGCUGAUGAGCACGAAGAAAGAGAAAGGCCGGGGAUGGAUGAUGGGCUGUAAAAACACGUCACAUUAUUUGGGACUCGAGCAAAAACAGUCGGUGCGGGUCCGAACGAAGAGGCAAGAAGAGAGUUCGCGAGUGGAUUGGCGUGGAAAUUACUUCACACUCCGAUCUGGGCUGAUUUGGGCGUUUGUUGCGGAUUUCAUGCUGCCUUCCUCGGCUCCGUAGGGAAAUGGGAUGACCAGAUUUUGACCGGGCGGCGGCACGGCAAGCGACUGAACGGACAGACGGAUCAUGUUUCAUGUCAUCCCAAGUGGUCACCGACUACUGCCGGGAGCUCUGUGUUACUCUAAUUACUGUGUGUCGCUUUGUCAGGCCUUUCUUCCGCACAUUUGGUUCAAUUUCAACGCCUCACAUCUUGUGAGGACGAUUUGCGCCACUAAUUCGCUAGCAAACUCCAUUCAACGGCCUCGCUGCUGAUGCGGGAUUAGGAACAGUUCUUCUACCUUCAUUAUAAAAUUAGUGGCAAAUUCGCACUGUCAUGCUAAUUCACGUAAACUUUAUUUCGUACGCAAAACUAUGGCAGGUUCGCAGCCCGAUACAUAUUCGCAAAGUUACGUGAACGCUGAAUCUCUCUUGGAACGCUAUCGUAUAGGUAAAUGACGUCCCACUGUGAGAGUAGCAAUAAAAAUAAAUUCACUUUUGAAGAAAUGGUUAGCACAAGGCUUGCAAUCCAGUUGAACAACAUAAAACUGACGAAUCACAGCAGUUUCGUGUACCAAUGCAAGGCAAUUACAACCUACAGCACACCGGUUGACAAGUGUGAACAAGAUUUACACACGAUUCGAUGGCUUAUUGGUAAGAUGCUCGAGAAAUUGAACACAUUUCUUAUAUUCUCAUUUCUGAGUGGCUGUUAGAGCCCGUUCGAAGUUGAUCAGCAAUAAAGCUAUACAGAAGUUUUCUCGAUCAGCCUAGAUAGCUGUGUAGUGUCGUUAAUGGUUGUCUCAACUGGCUUAGAAUAACACUACGGACCGCCUGUGCCGGUGGCAAGUGUCCACUAAACAGGUGACCCCUAAUGCGGCUAUAUGCUUACCGUGCCCAGGAAUAUAAAAUAACAACCUAACCGCUAACGGAGCCUGUGGAGUUCCAGGGCGACCUCCACAGUGUUUUGUUCUUACUGCGCUAACCAGAGCAAUGGUGCAGUGAGUGGACCUUAUGUUUCUCCGAGACAAUCAGCUGCCCUUCUGUAGUCUUAAACAUGAAACAAAAUCAGGGUGGGAAUACGAAAGUCAUGUUAACUAGUUUAAAUUUUCACCUAUAUGGUUUCCUACUGUUCGGUUUACACAGUAUAUUCUGUGUAUCCUCACCUUUGGCGUUUUCCAAUCGACGCUGCUAAUCUGUAUUGAGCUGUGAUGGUAAAGAGUUUAUUCUUGCAUAGUUUGGGUAGUGGCUACAGUUAGAAUCAAUCUUCAGCAUAAAAGAGCACCAACAAUCAAUCUUUUCAAACUUAUGAAAAAUGGUAUAGCCCAAGUGGCUUUAGAAGAACCAUACUUUCGUAAGGAGGAUUUCUAUCUAUGAAACCUUGUGAGCUCAGUGUUUGCCACUUUCAGUAAAAAUGAAAUGGCAAGCUGGCGUGUCAUGCCUCGAGCCUGUGUGCUUGUCAACAACGGAAUCGUUGCAACACUCGUCUUUGAUGUAACCACCAAAGAUUUAUGUGCUGUCAUAGUUGAUGUAUCUGUUGGAAACCUCAACAGGGAAUACGUCUAUAUCCUACGGAUGCUUUCAAACAAGUCAUCGCAUACUGCACUUCAAAAGGCCUUUCGCUAAUUUUUGUCAGUAAUGCCAAUGCUCACCAUAUUAUCUGGGGCAGCUCAGACAUCAAUUUGAGAGGCUCCAGUUUGAUGAAGUACUUACGUUGUUAGAAAUAGGCAAAAGAUUUCCUUCAGUGCUUAGUGAGCCCCGAGUUAUCCGUUGCAUAUUAUUCUUCGUUAUAUUCUGCCAUGGCUGCAGUUGAGUAACAACAGAAGAAAGGGGGAAGAACAGUUGUUGUAGUAUCAUGUCUAAAAGGUAGUUAGCAGAACAUCGUAACGAGAGUUAUUAAUGAUGCAAUAUUUGGGAUGUUGAGUCGAGUAUUGGAAGACAAAAAUGGAACUUAAAUUCUUGAAGCUGCCGAAACUGUAAGCUGCUCUCGAGAAGUUUCGCUUCUUCCAAGAAAUCACGUUCUCAACAAACUUCAAGAAUUUAAAUCGCUUCUGAGUCGACGCAGACAUGGAUUCCGGCGAUACAAGCAGUAUCCGUAAGAAGUCGAUAAAGGAACGUCUUAGGUUGCUAGAGCAACAGCAUCUAAUACGAAUAACACAGCUUGAGGAAGAAGGUAGGCGAUCUCGGCAGGCGUACGAACGGAGCGUGGAACGGAUCGAACAAGCGACAGCGAAAGCCAUCACAAAAAUCAAAUUACACUGUAAAGCUAAAAGGGACGCAAGAGCUAGGACGAGUGAGAGGGAAAAUGUCGGCGAAACCUUGCCAGUCGUGCACAGUUCGUUUAGUGACGGAACCCUUGUUGAGUCCAUCUGUAGCCCACCUGUACAGUGCGAUGGAAUAGCUUCUGCUCCACAUCGGCCGAGUAUCCAAAUUGUUCGGCCGAAUGCUCUACGUCACUUCAUACCUGGUACCGAGAACGAUGAGGAGGAUCUGCAUACAACAUUUAGUCCAGAGCUGGCUGGUGGAAUCGAUGCGAUCGAAAACUUCCGUAGUAAGGAAGGGUCUAGUAUGCAAACAGUAUUGCACUCUACAGUCGGUGUCAAGUCAUGCUUCCACAGUACGGUACAUUUAGAAACCUUAUCCAAGUCCAAUAGUUCCCGUAGUAUGGGUCAACCAGAAAUUGUAAACAUAACCACUACAAUUGUGGAUCAGUCUCUGAAUGCUGAGAAAGCGUAUUCGGUAACAAAACCGAUAACGGUCACUCAAAUUAAAAUCGAGACAAAUUGCGAUUACCCUGAACAAGAGCUCUCUCAUCACUCCUCUUUGCUUGAGUACAUUGCUUCGCGGAGUCGUAUGUGUAAGGGAGAACCAAUUCGAAAGAUCGUUGUCGUUGCCUUGUUUACAUGCGAUUCUUCAAGAAGCAAUGUAGUUGAAAUGGACUCACUGAUGGUUUCCAAAUACAGCUCCAUUCCAACAGAAACAGUCGGCCGAGUAUUCGUGGCUGAAAAAAUGGACUUCGAUGGUAGGUGUGAUCCACUACGAAAGAUAGACAGCAUCGGGUUUGAUCCAGGUGGGCUAAAGAAUGGAGCUCAGGUAAAACUGGUGCUGGUAAAGCGACCGAUAUGCGUGAACUAUUUGGUAAACAACAGUGUUCACGAAUAUUCUCACUCGGAAAGGCUAUCUUGGGAUGCAGCCCGACGUUUGGAAUCACCGAUGUGUAGACUCUCUAUUGCGACAGAAUCGUGACAACAGCGAUAAGCACGACGAACAGAGAAGAAAAACUACCACCGUAGCACCGAUCGGAAGAGUAGAUAGUAAUAGCCACGGUUAUGUGUAGUGUAUAUAUCGCAACCUCUAGGUACGAUCGUCGUCGGCUCGUGGUACCACCUAGACCGAAGUAGUUGUUAUCCAAACAGAAUAAUUGAAAUUUGAGGAAUGUGGUUGUGGAUUGGUAAACAUCAAUGAAUCCACUUAUUGAUUAUGUUAUUUUGAGUUUAAUGAAUUCAUUUUCUCAGGGUGUCACAAGUUUUAUGACGUUAGAUAAACAAGUUGAUGUAGUAUAGAAUUACGUGACGUGGAGGAUAUUUUGUGCUCAACGGAAAACCGGGACUACACGGGUGGGGGUAUGUUAGAAAUGGGCAAAAAAUUUCCUUCAGUGCUUAGUGAGCCCCGAGUUAUCCGUUGCAUAUUAUUCUUCGUUAUAUUCUGCCAUGGCUGCAGUUGAGUAACAACAGAAGAAAGGGGGAAGAACAGUUGUUGUAGUAUCAUGUCUAAAAGGUAGUUAGCAGAACAUCGUAACGAGAGUUAUUAAUGAUGCAAUGUUUGGGAUGUUGAGUCGAGUAUUGGAAGACAAAAAUGGAACUUAAAUGUAAGUUACUAAGCAAAUGUAAGUGUAAUAUAAACUAAUAAAAUAUUUGCAGUCUUGAAGCUGCCGAAACUGUAAGCUGCUCUCGAGAAGUUUCGCUUCUUCCAAGAAAUCACGUUCUCAACAUACGUAGUACAGAUCUUGGAUUAAUUAACAUAGGCAACCGCCCAAUCUUUAUGGUAUCUGCCAGAGAGGAAGUGUUAGAUAUAACGCUUUGCUCUAAUAGAAUUAGUCACGAGCUAACCAAAUGAAAUGUGUCAGAUGAAGAAUCUUUAUCUGACCAUCGCUCUUUUUUGAACAUUUAUAUGUUACUUCGCAAACUUUGCGUUUCAGGAAUCCUCGGUCAACAUACUGGGAUCUCUUUACUGAUUUGGAAACCUGAGACGAUUUUCGGCUUGACAGUCGCAAUUGCAAUCAAACGAUCAGAUAUUUUCCUUCAUCCGACGUUUCGAUGUUUAUUACAUCUUCUUCAGGGAAUUAGACAAUUUGGCCGUUGGUAGUGUUGUUAGAAGUGCGAACCGAAUUCUGCGAAUAUUAUUAGUGUUCUAGAAAAGGAUCCUACCGUUUUUUUUUUUAAAUUUUGCUUUAGACGGAUUAUGCUUUCACAAAGCUUUUUAAAACGAAA